CUUUUUAAACAUAAGGUUUUUACAUUCUGACUAAAAAUGUUCUGUUUCUGUUACAGAUCAAAACAAGAAAAACUACGUUUUCAUCAAUCAGGCGAUGUCGUGGAGUUCUGCUCAGCAGUACUGCAGGAAGAACUACAAGGACUUGGCGAUGAUCGAGAACCAGGAAGAAAACACGGAGGCUCAGAACGCAAAACCGUCCAGUGACGUAGUCUGGAUUGGUCUGUAUCGAGAGCCCUGGACCUGGUCUGAUGGAAGCAACAGCUCCUUCAGAAACUGGAAUGACUCUUAUUUAAAUAACUAUGCAGAUAAACAACACUGUGGAAUAGAAAACUCUGACCACAACUGGGAUGAUUUGAACUGUGGCAUGGAAAGAGUUUUCGUCUGCCAUCAAGUUUCAAAGAGGAAGACCACUUUGAGGAUGAAAUUCAUCUCUGAUGCUGACCUGACCGACCCAAAAGUCAACGCCCAGAUCCUGCAGCAGCUUCAAAUGAUGCUGAGCAGUGGUGGAAUGACAGACGUCAAACUGAAGUGGACGAUUCAACCCAGUAAUAAAACAUUGGUCUGAUUCACAUAUUUAAUCAUUUGUAUCAUAUUCAUGAAGACAUGAAGAAUCCCAUUUAUAAAUCAACUCUACAAUUUUUUCUUUGCUUGAUUUGUAUCAUGGUGCCUCUGUCAGAUACUCUCCCCCUCCCCUCUCUGCUCUGCUCCGGACGCAAACAGCUGGUUCCACUCACCUCAUCAAAUUCACCGCCUACUUAAUGAGAUCCAGGACCAACAUUCUAUGCCAGUUCGUUGUUCCUCCCAUGGUGCAUAGUCUGACCAGCUCAUGUUCUUGUGUCUUGCCAAGUUCUGCCACGCUAAUUAUUCCCCUUCAAUCCACUCACACGAAUUAUCACCACGGGUCGCUGUCCAUCAUCCUCGCUCCUCGUUCAAACUUCACAUCAAGAAUCCUGUCAUUCACUUACCUGCAGUGAAUUAAACCUUACUUACCGCACGUUUCUGAGUUUCCUUCCGGGUUCUGGCGCUUGGGUCUGCCUGAAGUCUCACGAGAUCAUGACCAUUUGAGCUGGACCUAAAACCAUAUUUGGGGGCUCCUCCGGGGAAAUGGGUUUUCAAAUGACACCAAAACAUUUUUCUAAACUGAAUAAAGUUUCUCAUCUGAA
Molecule: messenger RNA, 1163 nt
Organism: Oryzias latipes (Japanese medaka)
Lineage: Eukaryota; Metazoa; Chordata; Actinopteri; Beloniformes; Adrianichthyidae
Product: putative C-type lectin domain family 20 member A
Source: RefSeq, a predicted model, not a curated record